Molecule: messenger RNA, 159 nt
Organism: Amoebophrya sp. A25
Lineage: Eukaryota; Dinophyceae; Syndiniales; Amoebophryaceae
Source: the annotation of a GenBank genome assembly
GAGGGCUCUGCUGCGUCUUCAUCCUCUUCUAGUAAAGGAACAAAGUCGCCUCCUAGUACAACUGCAACGGGAAGAGGCUCUGCAAAAGUCGCAGCACAGGGGGGUACUGGAAUCGUGGAAGUGCCGUUCGGGGGUUUCAGGUAUUUUGAAACGCGUGGC